AUGAGCAUUUCUGGCCGCAAUGCACCGCUCUCUCCUGUCUCUGUAGGCGGAAGUGAAUGGCCAACCGCAAAAUACCACGACGACCGUCCCUUUCUGAACAGCAGGGGAAACCUGGCCUCACCACCUUCAUCCGGGGGUUCCAACAGCGCAAUGAGCAUCAACGGCUUCUCUCCUGGCGGCCCUCGCAGCAAUGGGGGUCCAUCACCGCCGGCAUCGGUUGGCCGCUCGAGUAUGGGCACUGCCAUCUAUGCUAGAAGCGAAAGUGGCCGCAACAGCACCCUCAACUCACCGCGCAAUGAAUUGCAAGACGAAGCCACCAUGAGCGAGCACUACCGUGCGCUGAAGCUCUUCCUCAUGAACCGUGAUCCAAACAACAAGGGUCCCCUGAACAAAGCCCGUGACAAGCUAUUGCGACUCUCCUUCGACCAGUUUUUCGAGCUCAGUACAGAUGUCUACGACGAAUUGACCCGUCGACAAGCCGCUGCAAGAGUCCCUCCAGACGCCCCCAAUGCCCCGCCACGUUUCCUUGUCCCAGAGGAAGGGUUCCACCCGAAGCGAAAUCAGGCCCGACAACGACUGUCAUCUCUUGGACCACCGCGGUUCCGAGACCUAAUACAAGAUGUAUGCCAUGAGUUGGAAAGGAGGUUUCCAAGAUUUGUGGGGGUUGCAAUUCCACGGGGGAACAGCGGCAUGUCCAUGCGCAGUCCUCCUGUUGGUCCUCCGAACGGCUAUGGGCAUCCUCCUAGAGGUCAGAGUCUCAGCCGGAUGCGACAGCCAUCAGAUGCGGGCUCGAUUCGAGGGCCACCGCCGCUUGAUGUUUAUGGCGUCCCCCCUUCCCCUGUUCUACCACCUGGCCAGAUGGGACGCCCUAUGCCGAAGCAGCUGAACCAAAACAACACUAUUGUACCGAAUAAGAGCACGAUGGUCGAAGAGGACGAUGAGGGCGAGGCUGCAGGGUCAGAGCAAGUGAAUAAGGGACCCAGUGAGACUUCAGAGGCGGACAAAAAACUAAUAGCGGACUACCAAACGCAAGUCCAAGAGCUCAAGGAGAAGAUCGAGAAUAUGGAAGCAGAAGCAAAGAAGAGGGAUAGCGAGCUUGAAACAGAGCGAUCUCAGGCCUCCCGCGCGAGUGCCGAGAAGGCUGAAUGGGAUGAGUUACGAACUGGUCUGGAAAAUAAGUUGGCAGAGGCACAGAAUCUCAACGAAUCGAUGAAAUACGAGCUAGACAAGAUGCGAGAAGAUCAAGAAGACGAAACAAGUCAUUUGCGAAAUCAAAUUGCAGAAUUGCAGCAAAAUGCAACGGCAAGCCAGGCGGACAACACUCUGCUUGAGGAGAAUCGCACAUUACGAGAAACCACAGAACAAGUCCGACAAGAAGCGCAAGGGUUCUUGAGAGAGAUGAGGAUACUUUCAGAGAAGAGCAAUGCGAACUACGAGAAGCAAUUGGAGCUUGAAAGGUCGGUGGAGCAGCUUGAACACGAUGUUCGAGAAUGGAAGGGACUCUAUGCGCGUGCCAAAACUCAACUCGGAGACAUGAGGGCCCCCUCGAAUGGCCUUACUCCUGAACACCAUGCUGGCAGCAUGGUCCGCGAAAAGGGAUUUAUCGACCAAGUUGGAAUGGUAAAGGAUCUUCACGUCACAAAGUUCCAGAUAUCCAUCGACGAGCUGAUGCAGAGAGCGAGGAAUGACAACCCAGAAAGGGUAAUCGAUGCUAUGAAGUCGGUUGUGGUCAAUGUUCGGCGCAUUACGAAAGACAUCGAUCAGGCAACACCCAACAGCGACGAUUUUGCUGAGCAGAAACCAAAGCUCAAGGGACGAGUCUCAACAACCGCCAACAACCUCAUCACUGCCUCGAAGAACUUCGCAAACGGUGCCGGCCUUUCUCCCGUAUCCCUGCUUGACGCAGCGGCUUCGAACUUGACUGCAGCCAUUGUUGAGUUGCUCCGGGCUGUCAAAAUCCGACCAACUCCUGCCGAUGAGCUGGAAGAAGAUGACGAGGGUAGCGUAACUCCAGUCGAGUCUUCGGGGUUCUUCUCACCCCGAAGUACAACUCAUAUCUCAAGUCCACGCGGCGAAUUCCCCCCUCCACCCCCAUUCCAAGGUCUGGGAGGCCUUCGCGGCAGCGCCGACUCAUCAGCAUAUAGUCCCAUUACCUCUCCUCGUGAGUCUGUUGAUCCAAACUCAGCGAGGGGCGGGGCCGGUAUGGGCUAUCCAGGCAUGAAGGGAUACUAA
Molecule: messenger RNA, 2232 nt
Organism: Clonostachys rhizophaga
Lineage: Eukaryota; Fungi; Ascomycota; Sordariomycetes; Hypocreales; Bionectriaceae
Source: the annotation of a GenBank genome assembly